AUGCGAGAACCAAUUUCGCGGGACUUCGUGCGCCUCUCUGCGUAUGCCGCACGAGUCAUGGAUAUUGGCUACUUUCUCGGCUAUUAUCCUAUCUUCUGGGAUACCCGGCGCGAGGUGCCCACUGAGGUCUGGAAUAUCCUUUUCCGCCACGCACCUAGGCCACUACUUCCAAAUUUGGGGCUUCUGUCUUACGAGGAGAGUCCGACUCCCUACGCAAACGAAGAGCUCGUGCCCGGGGUAGACCCUUUCCAUCCUGCAGAGCUUCUCUUUGGGCCAAACCUCCAAAAGGUUGAGUUCACCGGUUUGUGGAUACACCCUCAUCGCCCCACGGAGGUCAUCAAGAAGUUGUGUAGCGCGACUCCAAACUUGAAGUCGCUCCUCCUUGGAGCGGCAAAAGGAUACCCGUCGGAGUUCACGUCGCUAUCCUGUCCCGAGCUUUCUGCAUUCAUCCAUUUGGUCGAAUUCGACGGGUCAAAUAUCAAGGUCGGGCCUGACACCCUCGCUGCCAUAGGCUCUUUGCCAAACCUCCAGGAGGUAUACCUGCACAUCGAUUCCGCGGAUUACACCUGGGACGUCAUGCCGCAUGGGAGGCGCGCCGCCUUCUUCCCUGCGCUCACGAAGCUCUGCCUCACCGGUACCGCCUUCGAGUGGUGCGCUGCGUUCCUGCACGCCGUGGCAGCCGUCUCUCUCAAGGAACUCUACAUCGGAGUGAGCGACCCUCGACACAUCGCGCCUGAUGGCAUCCUCUUCGAGGCUCUCUGCACCGCGAUUGGAAGCCUUCCCUGCGGCGAGUCGCUGCAUUGCAUCGAAAUCGACACCCCUUGCACCGCUGGCGCCCCUGUCCCCGCGUUCCGACCGCGACAUAUUGUGCCCUUGACCGCUCUAAAAGGUGGGCUCCGCCGCCUCCGCCUGAAGGGCGCGUGCCAAAUUACCGUCGACGAUCCCACCCUGGAGUCUAUGGCGCGAGCAUGGCCUGACAUCUACGAAAUCACGAUACCGUGGCUGGAGCACCCUGCACAUAUCGCCGAUGACCACGUCCCCAGAGCUACGCUCGCUGGUCUGGCCUCCCUCCUACAACACUGUCCCCAACUCAUAACCCUCACCCUCGCUUUCGAUAUGCGGUCAAUUCCAGAGCUCGACGUACUGCGGCCCUACCCCGUUGUCCGGCGAGGCUCCGCGCUGAAACGACUUUCCGCGGAGGGCUCCAUCCUUUGCGACGACCUUGGCCUUUCUGCGUUCCUAGUUGUGGUGUGUCCGCGGCUCCAAAAGAUCGCCCCGGACCAUUCAAGUUGGCGAGACGUGAAGUGGUGCUUUUCGUUAUUCUUGCAGAUCCGUGAGCAAGAGAGGAAGUGGGCUCUGGAGCGCCGGGGAAGUCUACAAUCGGAGGUCGCGUCUGAGUAA
Molecule: messenger RNA, 1401 nt
Organism: Trametes versicolor FP-101664 SS1
Lineage: Eukaryota; Fungi; Basidiomycota; Agaricomycetes; Polyporales; Polyporaceae
Exons: 1
Coding region: 1-1401 (466 amino acids)
Source: RefSeq, a predicted model, not a curated record